Messenger RNA from Portunus trituberculatus (swimming crab), 5044 nucleotides. RefSeq names its product serine/threonine-protein kinase Warts-like. NCBI's taxonomy places the organism in Eukaryota, Metazoa, Arthropoda, Malacostraca, Decapoda, Portunidae. Bases 724 to 4062 code for a protein of 1112 amino acids. The transcript is spliced from 9 exons. Gene Ontology annotation, biological process: peptidyl-serine phosphorylation; positive regulation of apoptotic process; hippo signaling. The record is from RefSeq and is a predicted model, not a curated record. Gene Ontology annotation, molecular function: ATP binding; protein serine/threonine kinase activity.
UUGCCUACAUUACAUCGAGUGCUUGGUGGACAGAGUGUAUGUGUGUGUGUGUGAUGGACUCCAAACUUAUGGUUAUUUCACGGGAUAAAUGACGUUUAGGCGUGUGUGCUUGCCUGGAACACCUGCACGGGACCUUGAUUGUUAAAUAGAGGCAGGACUGACAAGACGAGAGUGUGAGGAGCGACAGGCAUACACACAGACACCAGCACUCUACCACCACCACCACCACCACCACCACCACCACCACCACCACUUCUAGCAACGCACUACAAGCUACCACUACUACUACUACUAUUACUACUACUACUACCAAGUGCCUUAAACCUUACCCGAAGUCACAAAGUUGUAGUGUUUGGUGUGUCACAGUGCCUAUCCGUCCCUAUCCAUCCGUUUGCAAUAGACAGACGGAUAGACAGACAUCACGUGCGGGUGUGUAUGAUGGAAAUGUGUCUGUCCGAGUGUCUGAUGUGGUGAUGUGAUUGUUUUAAGGCGGAAAGGAGAAAAACUGCCGCUCGUGUCAUGUGCCGCUGACGUCACUUAACGGAACUUUACUCCUGCUGCUGCUGCUGCCACCACCACCACCACCACCACCACCACCACCACCACUCCUCCACUGACCUCCACUGCUGCUGCCGCUGCCGCCGCCACCACCGCUGCAAUUGUUCCUGUGCUUCUGUAGGUGUGUGUGGCCAUGGUCGUAGUGGCGUGAAGGUGGAUGGCCCGAUGGCCCCUCAGAUGCCCCAUGCCUCCACCAUGACCACCAACACGAUAGGCCGCACCACGCGAGCUGACUACAACAAGGAGGCCCUACACCAGAUCCGGGCCUCCCUGCUGCCCUAUGCCGCUGGGGGCGGCGUUCCCCGGGAGCGGCUGAGCCCCGUGAGUUCCGGGGUGGGGGUGAGCGCGCUGUGCCAGGGUACGUUCGGCCUGGUGCCCUGCGAGGAGGAGCUGCAGCGGGUGUACAAUGGCUACCCCGCCAAGCCCGCCGAGGGGGGAAAGAUCAUCCGCAAGUCAAGCUUUGACCGCGAGGUGUCCCUGCAGCGCGGCAGCCCCGCCCUGGACGGCAGCGGCUCCGGCGGGGCGCGCUCAGACAGCCCCGGCAUGGGGGGCCAGUUCUACUACAGCAACAGUGUGCCCGUGAGACACUACGCCGAGUGCCCCGCCCCGCCCCGCAUGGGCAGCGGCGGCGAGGUGCCGGAGCCGCCUCACCCCGCCAUGCCCAUCCAGUAUAGCUGCUCCUACCCUGUGGCCGCUGACGCCCCGCCCCCGCCCCCGCCCCGCAGCCAGGGCACCUCCGUGCCGCCACCAACGCCGCCGCGGGGCACCACGCCGCCGCCGCCGCCGUACGGGUGCCCGACGAGCUGUGCGCCCAGCAUGGUGACGAGCAUGGCGCAGCGGCCCAUGCUGCUGUCCCGCCUGUCUCCGGGUCCCGCCAAGAGCAAGGCACAGGCCAACUACGUCAACAUCAACAGUGUGUCCCAGAGCUCCACCCCGCAGCGCGGUACCAGCCCCGUGUCCUUCCCCGCGGGGCGCUCCCCCGUGGUGGUGCAGAACAACCCCCAGGUGCAGCAGCAGCUGUCCCACCAGAUGCAGGCGCUGGCCAUUAACUCCGCCGGGCCGCAGCUGGACCGCCCGCCCCCGUACCCGCUGGGGUCUGCCCUCAAGGGCAAGCUGGCGGCGCCGCCACCCUCCUACAACGUCACCAUGCAGAGCCGCCAGAGCCCCACCCAGGACUGCCGCCGCAGCCCCCCGCAGCUGGCCUACCCCGCUCCACACCCGGUAUCCCCGUCCUCGUUGUCCCCGCCCACCUCCAUGUCCCCGGCGUCGCUGCCCCGCGGCGGCCAGACGGCUCGGCAGGCCAAGACGCCCACGCCCAUCAUCAUGCAGAGUGUGAAGAGCACACAGGUGCAGAAACCCAUCCUGCAGACCGCCGCUGCGCCCGCCGCCCCCGCCUCACCCCCGGUGUCCGGGCCGCCCCCCUCCUAUGCCUCGUCCAUCCAGCAGAAGCAGGCAGCGGUGGCCCAGCAGGCAGCAGCAGUGCAGGACCUAGGCCUGGGCCUGGAGGGCAGUGAUGCAGUCCCCUGCGGGUACCAGCUGGCCGGCGGCUCCGGCGUGCCCACCACAGACCCCCCCAGCUACCAGUCCACCAUCCAGGCCAUGGCGGCGGCGGGCCGUGGCUACAGCCCUGCCUACCUGCCCCCCAUGGCCGGCAUCCCCGUGCAGGACACGCCGGUGCAGGAGCUGGACUUGUCCCUCACGCCCCUGGCCCACAUCCCCAUCAGCCAGGUGUCCACGGUGGACACUGGCCCAGGCCAUGGGGAGCUGCCGCUGUCCUGCUAUGACCAGCACGACCCACAUGUGUCUGCCCUGCAGCGGAACUUCUCCCCCGUGCCAGCGGACACGGCCUCCACUGCCUCACGUUCUGAGAGCCCCAUCUCCUCCGUGGAUACCCACGCCACCUCCAACUCCCCGGUGUCCUGCUUCUCCUCACCCUCCACGCAGUCGGACAACACGCUGGAGUCCGGCUACUCCUCGGGGCAGUCGUGCCGCGGGGUGCCGCCGCCGCCGCCACCAGAGGAGAAGACCACUCACCAGUCUCCCAUCCCGGAGCGCAAGAAGCUGAGCAAGGAGAUGGAGCAGCAGCGGCGGGAGUCACGGGUGUGCAACCUGUCGCCGCAGGCCUUCAAGUUCUACAUGGAGCAGCACAUCGAGAAUGUGAUGAAGUCCUGCGAGGAGCGGGAGAACCGACGCCUGCAGCUUGAGAAGGAGAUGAAGAAGAUCGGCCUCUCGGAGAAGGACCAGAAUCAGAUGAGGAAGAUGCUCUCCCAGAAGGAAUCCAACUUCAUCAGGCUGAAGCGUGCCAAGAUGGGCAAACACCUCUUCCGCAAGAUUAAGACCAUUGGUGUGGGAGCGUUUGGGGAGGUGGCGCUUGUGCUGAAGGUGGACACACACCGCCUGUACGCCAUGAAGACCCUGCGGAAGGCCGACGUGCUCAAGAGGAACCAGGUGGCCCAUGUGAAGGCAGAGAGGGACAUUUUAGCAGAGGCAGAUAAUGAAUGGGUCGUUAAGCUCUACUACUCAUUCCAGGACAAGGACAACCUGUAUUUUGUGAUGGACUAUAUUCCUGGCGGUGACCUCAUGUCUCUCCUCAUCAAACGUGGCAUAUUCCUCGAAGAUCUGGCCAGGUUCUACAUCGGGGAGCUGGUGUGUGCAAUAGAGAGCGUGCACAAGAUGGGAUUCAUUCACCGAGACAUCAAGCCAGACAACAUCCUCAUUGAUCGUGACGGACACAUCAAACUGACGGACUUUGGGCUCUGUACGGGCUUCAGGUGGACACACAACUCAAAGUACUACCAAAGAGUGGGCGACCACGACCGGCAGGAUUCCAUAGACCCGUGCCUGGACAACGACAUCGUGUGCAACUGUGACGACCUGAAACCGUUGGAGCGGCGGCGGCGGCGGCAACACCUGCGCUGCCUGGCACACUCGCUGGUGGGCACGCCAAACUACAUCGCGCCAGAGGUGUUGUCCCGCACUGGCUACACCCAACUCUGUGACUGGUGGAGUGUGGGGGUCAUUCUGUAUGAGAUGUUGGUGGGUCAGCCCCCCUUCCUUGCCAGCACACCCCCGGAGACACAGUCCAAGGUGAUCAACUGGGAGACCACACUGAAGAUCCCCAAGCAGGCCAAGCUGUCCCCGGAAGCCAAGAACCUCAUCCUUAGCCUGUGCACCCACCCUGAGAAGCGAUUAGGACGGAACGGGGCGCAGGAAGUUAAAGACCACCCUUACCUGCAAUCCCUGGACUUCGAGGGGGGCCUGAGGAAGCAACAAGCGCUCUAUUUACCCGAGAUCAAGCACCCGACAGACACCUCGAACUUUGACCCUAUAGAUCCGGAUAAACUAAGGCCAAGCGAGCCUAAUGAGAGCGACCUGGAGUGGGUGAACAAUGAAGACCAGCCUCUCCAUGCGUUCUUCGAGUUCACCUUCAGGCGGUUCUUUGACAGCACACCACGGGGAAGCAGCAACGACGAAAAGGACAGCCAGCACCCAGUUUAUGUCUGAUUGUCUGAUCGUCGCUCUUAACUCUCCCGAUGUGCCCCGUCUCGCCUGUUUCGUGGUUCAUCUGGCCCUGUGUCGCCCCGCCCUGCCCCGUCAUGCCUCGUACCGCCCCGCCACACCCACAAGGACACUCCAAUUGCCUUUCAUACUUUAUACAACCUUCUAGUCUUCCCCAAACCCCAUAGAGGCUCAAAACACUCGGUUGUUUAUAUAUAUAUUUUUUUAAGCCGUUUUGUCGCAGCCUCUCGCUUUCCCGCUGGGUGACGGCAACCUGGGGGAACGUGCAGCUCGGGUCACACUUACUUGGCAGUGCGGGUGUGGCGGGUGUGGGCUGGCGGGUGUCAGGUGAUGGGUGUGGGCUGAUGCGACUCACAGUGGCUGUCUGUGAGUCACCCGGGCGAUUUAGUCAAGUCAGUCACCCGGUCAGUGAGUUAGUCAGUGUGGCGAUGGGUGAGGGAGGGAGUAACUGACGGGUGACUUGACUCGCCUGACUUUGGACAACUUUCACCACAACGUACUCUUUUAUUUAUUAUUAUUUUUCCCCCUUCGAGAGCAGCAUGGACUUGUAUUAUCACCGCCCUCCCUGACACUCAAGGGAGGCCGAGUAUAAAUGUUUACUGACGCGGUUGGGUGACCAAAUUAACAGGGACUUUCAAUAUAUAUUUUUUUUAUUUAAUCUGUCCAAAUGGUGAAAGAUGUAUGCCCCCAAUUUUCAUGUCCUAUUUUCUUUUUUUCAUUUUUAUUGGGGCCACUUUUGUAUUAAGUUUAUAAGCCAAUUGAGGCAGCUGAGGAGUCUUCUUAAGUAACGCAGGAGGGAGGAAGAGUUGGUACACAGAGAGAGUUUGUAGAGGUUUGUAGAGAGAGAUUGAUUCACAAGUGGAAGGAAGAAAACGUGACUUGAAAGAGGAAAAGUUUGCAAGAAUAAAUUUAUGGUUAUGUCGGAAGAGGAAGAGGAAGAAUCGAGAGAGAAAAAACAGGUUGGAGA